AUGCCCGAGCCAUCAGGUAGUCUCCCGCUCGGCGGCUUCAUCGCCAUCAACCACGCAGGCAUUCCCGUGGGCUCGGACUCUCACGGCAUGGAUCUAUCUCAUGGCGCUGGAAGCCUCGAUAUGCUCGACUCUCUCCUCGGUCGUUCGCUUGACUCCCAUCUUCCUCCAUCACGCCGUCCUAAAGUAGCAGAGUCGCGCAAGAAGGAGCUCGAUGCGAGCGAAAAGGCGCUGGCAAAGAUCUACGAGUCGUUCGAAUUCGAUCCCCUUUGGUCCAAGCUCAGCGACGUGCUGUCACGUAUGAAGAACGACCCCGGUGCGGCUCAAAUACUUCUACCUUUGAUCGAGAGCAUGAUGGUCAUUUCUCAGAACAUCACCAACACAGAUACCGAGUCCCCGAGCGCUCCUGGCGAGGUCCGACCACCACAUAGCCGUUCUUCCACUCAGGGCGGUCCCAAGUCACCACGACAAGUCAUGGAGGACAACUUCUUCGCCUUUACAGAGAAGCAUCGCAAGAUCCUCAACAUUAUGGUACGCCAGAACCCUUCCCUCAUGUCCGGAUCCUUCGCCUUGCUUGUCCGCAACCCAAAGGUGCUCGAUUUCGACAAUAAGAAGAACUACUUCACCCAGCAGCUCCACAAAGGUCGACGCGAUCACUAUACCCCCCUUUCCUUGUCUGUUCGAAGGAAUUCCGUCUUCGAGGACAGCUUCCGCUACUUUUCUAGGAAGACGGGCCCCGAGGUCAAGCACGGCAAGCUCAACGUCCGCUUCAACAACGAAGAGGGUAUCGACGCUGGCGGUGUCACGAGGGAGUGGUUCCAGGUCUUAGCCAGAGCCAUGUUCAAUCCAGACUAUGCGCUCUUCCAGCCCUGCGCCGCCGAUCGCACCACGUACCAACCCAAUCGCAUGUCCUACGUCAACCCAGACCAUCUCUCCUUCUUCAAGUUCGUCGGACGCAUCAUUGGUAAAGCCAUCUACGACGGUCGACUCCUCGACGCCUAUUUCACACGCAGCUUCUACAAGCACAUCCUGGGCAAGCCGGUCGACUACCGUGAUCUGGAGUCCAUCGACCCAGAAUACUUCAAGAGUCUCGAAUGGAUGCUCAACAACGACAUCACAGAUAUCCUCGACCUCACCUUCAGCGUCGACGACGAAGAAUUCGGUGAGACAAAAGUCAUCGAUCUCAAGCCCAACGGGAAUACCAUCGCAGUCACCGAGGCCAACAAGCAAGAGUACGUGCGUCUCGUCACUGAACAGAGGCUCACAAAAUCCAUUAAAUCGCAGAUAGACGCCUUCCUUGGCGGCUUCAACGAGAUCAUCCCUUCCGACCUUAUCCGCAUCUUUUCCGAGCAGGAGCUCGAGCUUCUUAUCUCGGGUCUCCCAGACAUCGAUGUCGAUGCCUGGAAGAACAACACAGAGCUGCACGGUUACAGCUCUGGCGACGCCGUCAUUCAGUGGUGGUGGCGUGCCGUCCGAUCCUUCGAUCAGACCGAGAAGGCUAAGCUACUACAGUUUAUCACCGGCACCAGCAAAGUGCCGCUCGAGGGCUUCGCCCACCUCCAAGGUGUGCAGGGAACACAGAGGUUCAACAUUCACAAGGCUUACGGAGCCGAUCGAUUGCCAGCAGCGCAUACAUGCUUCAAUCAGCUCGACCUGCCCCAGUACGAAUCGUACGAAAAGCUGCGAUCUUCGCUCUUGCUGGCCAUGACCGAAGGCGGAGAAGGUUUCGGCUUCGCCUAG
This is a messenger RNA of Pseudozyma hubeiensis SY62, 1737 nucleotides long. RefSeq lists its product as hypothetical. The record is from RefSeq and is a predicted model, not a curated record. The transcript has a single exon. Gene Ontology annotation, molecular function: ubiquitin-protein transferase activity. Gene Ontology annotation, biological process: proteasome-mediated ubiquitin-dependent protein catabolic process; positive regulation of protein catabolic process; protein polyubiquitination. Lineage: Eukaryota; Fungi; Basidiomycota; Ustilaginomycetes; Ustilaginales; Ustilaginaceae. The coding region runs from base 1 to 1737 and encodes 578 amino acids.